AAGAAGUGAAAGAACAAGCAGCUACCCUUAUUUUCCCUGGAUAUUUUCUCCAAAGCAGCAGUCGAGCUAGCUACUUUCUCAAUUAAGAAUAUAGUCAAUAAUUGAAUUCUAUUUGUGCAGUGUGUAAUAGCAAAAUGUCCUACCGUUUGAAAGCAACCAAAUGUCCCACAGACGAAUUGUCGGUGACAAACAAGGCUAUCGUUAAUAUUAACGAUUUUCCCGAGGAUGUUAAGUAUGCCGACAUAUCGCCUGGUCCGGGACAACAUUACAUAUUUUCACUUUUGCAUACCAACGAAGUGGCACGCGGUCAUGUUGGAUUUUCGUUAGUGCAACGAAAAUGGGCCACACUAUCCAUCAAUCAGGAUAUUGAUGUGAGACCGUAUCGUUUUGAUGCCAAUUCCGAUGUGAUAACACUGGUCUCCUUCGAAACGGACUUUUUGCAGAAGAAAAUUACCUCCCAGGAACCUUAUGACUCCGACCAGAUGGCUAAAGAAUUCUUGAUGCAAUUUGCUGGCAUGCCAUUAACUGUUGGUCAGACCUUGGUCUUCGACUUUCAGGGCAAAAAGCUGUUGGGACUUGCUGUUAAAACUUUAGAAGCUGUGGAUCCCAAAACUCUCGGCGAAGGCAAAGACGCGGCCACUAAAAAUGUACGCUUCGGUCGUAUACUGGGCAAUACAAUAGUGCAAUUUGAGAAAGCCGAGAAUUCCUCGCUCAACUUGCAAGGCAAGUCCAAAGGAAAAAUUGUACGUCAAUCGAUCAUCAAUCCCGAUUGGGAUUUCGGCAAGAUGGGCAUCGGUGGUUUGGAUAAGGAAUUCAAUGCAAUCUUCCGACGUGCUUUCGCAUCACGUGUCUUCCCACCCGAACUUGUGGAGCAGUUGGGCUGCAAACACGUUAAGGGUAUACUCUUAUAUGGUCCACCCGGUACUGGUAAAACACUGAUGGCACGUCAAAUUGGCACAAUGUUGAAUGCGCGUGAACCGAAAAUUGUUAAUGGCCCGCAAAUUCUGGAUAAAUAUGUGGGCGAGUCAGAGGCAAAUAUACGACGUUUGUUCGCUGAGGCUGAGGAAGAGGAGAAACGGCUUGGUCCCAACAGCGGUUUGCAUAUCAUAAUUUUCGAUGAAAUCGAUGCGAUUUGCAAAGCGCGUGGCUCUGUUGCUGGCAAUAGUGGCGUACACGACACAGUGGUCAAUCAAUUGCUCGCCAAAAUUGAUGGUGUCGAACAGUUGAACAACAUAUUGGUGAUCGGCAUGACAAACAGACGUGACAUGAUUGACGAAGCUCUAUUGCGACCCGGUCGCUUAGAGGUGCAAAUGGAGAUCAGUUUGCCCAACGAAGAGGGACGUGUGCAAAUUCUAAAUAUACAUACGAAGCGUAUGCGUGAAUUUAAUAAGAUUGCCGGCGAUGUUGACUCGAAGGAAAUUGCCACGUUAACGAAGAACUUUAGUGGUGCCGAGCUGGAGGGUUUGGUGCGUGCAGCACAAUCUACUGCAAUGAAUCGUUUAAUUAAAGCCGACGCAAAGGUGCAUGUCGAUCCACAAGCAAUGGAGAAGCUCAAGGUGACACGCUCCGAUUUCAUGCAUGCGCUAGAGAAUGACAUCAAACCGGCCUUCGGUACAGCGCAGGAAAUUUUAGACAACAUGCUAUCACGCGGCAUCAUCAACUGGGGUCAACCGGUGGCCAGUCUACUGGAAGACGGCAUGCUUUAUGUGCAACAGGCCAAGGCAACCGAAAGCUCUGGCUUGGUGUCGGUGCUCAUUGAGGGCUCACCCAAUUCGGGCAAAACCGCGCUGGCUGCUAAAUUAGCUAAAAUGUCCGAUUUUCCUUUCGUUAAAGUGUGCUCACCCGAAGACAUGGUCGGCUAUACCGAAUCGGCCAAAUGCUUACACAUUCGAAAGAUAUUCGACGAUGCCUACCGUUCCACUUUAAGCUGCAUUGUUGUCGACAAUGUCGAGCGUUUGUUGGACUACGGUUCAAUUGGUCCACGCUAUUCUAAUUUGACACUGCAAGCGUUGUUGGUUUUAUUGAAGAAGCAGCCGCCAAAGGGACGAAAAUUGCUCAUUUUGGUUACUUCAAGCAGACGUGCCGUUUUGGAGGAAAUGGAAAUGUUGACGGCGUUCACUUCCAUUUUGCAUGUACCGAAUCUGUCGAACCCGGAGCAUGUGCUAGCCGUGCUCGAACAUGCCGAGAUAUUCAGCAAGGGUGAAUUACAGGCUAUUGGCAAGAAGAUGGCGGGCAAAAAGAUAUUCAUUGGUAUUAAAACAUUGCUCGGUUUGAUCGAUAUGGCGAGACAAACGGAACCACAGCAUAGAGCCAUUAAAUUCCUCUCCAAAAUGGAAGAAGAAAAUUUUCUAGGAUUGGCCAAGGAUCAGUAACUAGUACGAAAGGAAUUCAAUAUGUCGAUAGUGGAGCUUAAGGACGUUUUCUGAGCAUAAAGACAACAUUAAAUAUGUUAAAAGUAAAACAAAAAACACUAACAAAAUGCAUAUAUACAGUUAUAAAAACGAAACAUUAAAUUAACAUAAAAUUAAACAAAUUAUUACAAAUUAUAUAUUAUUAUGCUAAACAGUUGCAAAAAUAUGCAGAUAAAAUAAUUAAUGAAAUGUAUUGCAACAAUUGUUGACCAACAACAACGCUGCUGGUGGGCGGUUAUCGUGUGAGCCAUACAUGAGCAAAUAGAGCGCGGGUGUAUAAGCGAGUAUAGCUCGGUUAGCAUGAAUUAUAUAGUAUUGAUUUGUAGGCUUUUUAACAUACAGAUGGUAAACAAUAAUAAAGUUAUUAAAUGCUAAUAUUUGGCACAAGGAACAGCGGUUUAUAUGUGAUUGAUUUAUAGUUGUUAAAUAAGCAAAUAUUGAAAGUGAACAAAAAAUCUAAUUAAUUAAUUAAUAAAUUAGCACAUAGAACCUUUUAUUGCAAACAUUAUCUUCACUAAACACGCCAACACACUUCAUUUAACAUAACCUACAAUUCUAGAAGUCAUUAGCUUUGCUUCGUGUAAACCGUCCUGGUAACAAUUGGCGCUCUGCUAUUUUCUUUUUAAUGUCUAUGUGAUUAUGUUUGCAUAAAUAAUGAGAAAUACUUAUUAGAAUUCCUACAUUCCAUACAAAAAUAUUUAAAUGCUAGCAUAAUUGUAGUACAAUUUGACAUACACAUGCAUUAACUGUAUAAUUACAAUUUCGCUGGAUCAGUUAUGGAUCAAUGCGUGGCUGGCUGGCCUAACAAACUAAAAUAACAGUUGCAAGUACUUAGGUUAGACUAAACUAAUCUAACCUACAUCUUCACAACAGUCACAAGACCAAUACAAAACAACUCGAAAUUAAUUUAUUGAACAAAAAGAAAUUGGUAUUAAUAAAAUUGUCCAUAUUAUAUUAGCUAAUUUGCUUUUUCAUAAAAAUAUAUAAAAUGUCUAAUUAUGGUGCAAGGCCCGCAAAAAACUUAACUUCAAUUAAUAGCAUUAAGAAAAUCAACGACACAUUGUAGUAAAAUUGCUAAUAUUAUUCAUUAAAAUUAUUAAUAGUGUGUAAAUAUAAUUUUUAUUGUUAUUAUAGCUCGCGUACUGGAUGAAACGUUAGAAUUACAUAGCUACUAAUUUUUGUUUGCUUGCACUUAAAAUACAACUGUUUAAUCAAAUAUGAAUUUCAAAGGUGAAAAUAUAUGAAAUGCAACAUUAAGAGAGAAAAAAAAAUGAAAAAAAACGAAAUUGGCAUAUUUUAGGAGUCUAAUGUCAUCCUAAUGUUAGCUCUCUCAUGAGUUUUUUCAUGGGACAUUUUGUUUUUUAUAAAAAUUCAUGUAUUAUAAAAACGUUGAAGCUGCGAAAAUAUCCAACGUUUAACUAUAAACAAGUUGGUUACACAAAACGUUCGAAAAAUAAGCGUGAAAUACAAGAAAUUAAAUUAGAAUAAUUAAUUUC
Messenger RNA from Zeugodacus cucurbitae (melon fly), 3907 nucleotides. Its product is annotated as vesicle-fusing ATPase 1. The transcript is spliced from 10 exons. Bases 135 to 2372 code for a protein of 745 amino acids. Gene Ontology annotation, biological process: SNARE complex disassembly; intra-Golgi vesicle-mediated transport; Golgi to plasma membrane protein transport. NCBI's taxonomy places the organism in Eukaryota, Metazoa, Arthropoda, Insecta, Diptera, Tephritidae. Gene Ontology annotation, molecular function: ATP binding; ATP hydrolysis activity. Gene Ontology annotation, cellular component: Golgi stack. The record is from RefSeq and is a predicted model, not a curated record.